This is a messenger RNA of Piliocolobus tephrosceles (Ugandan red Colobus), 1818 nucleotides long. It is a transcript of the gene LBP, whose product is annotated as lipopolysaccharide binding protein. Gene Ontology annotation, molecular function: lipopolysaccharide binding. NCBI's taxonomy places the organism in Eukaryota, Metazoa, Chordata, Mammalia, Primates, Cercopithecidae. The transcript has 15 exons. Bases 31 to 1476 code for a protein of 481 amino acids. The record is from RefSeq and is a predicted model, not a curated record. Gene Ontology annotation, biological process: positive regulation of macrophage activation; innate immune response; defense response to Gram-positive bacterium.
AGUCCCAGCCCACUGCACUGGGAAUCUAGGAUGGGGGCCUUGGCUGGAGCCCUGCCCUCCAUACUGCUGGCAUUGCUGCUCACGUCCACCCCAGAGGCUCUGGGUGCCAACCCCGGCCUGGUCGCCAGGAUCACCAACAAGGGACUGGAGUAUGCAGCCCAGGAGGGGCUAUUGGCUCUGCAGAGUGAGCUGCUCAGGAUCACGCUGCCUGACUUCACCGGGGACGUCAGGAUCCCCCACGUCGGCCGUGGGAGCUAUGAGUUCCGCAGCCUGAACAUCCACAGCUGUGAGCUGCGUCACUCUGCACUGAGGCCUGUCCCUGGCCAGGGCCUGAGUCUCAGCAUCUCCGACUCCUUCAUCCGGGUCCAGGGCAGGUGGAAGGUGCGCAAGUCAUUCUUGAAACUACAAGGCUCCUUUGAUGUGAGUGUCAAGGGCAUCAGCAUUUCAGUCAACCUUCUGUUGGGCAGCGAGUCCUCAGGGAGACCCACAGUUACUGCCUCCAGCUGCAGCAGCAACAUCGAUGACGUGGAGGUGGACGUGUCGGGAGACUUGGGGUGGCUGUUGAAUCUCUUCCACAACCAGAUCGAAUCCAAGUUCCAGAAAGUACUGAAGAGCAGGAUUUGCGAAAUGAUCCAGAGAUCCGUGUCCUCCGAUCUACAGCCUUAUCUCCAAACUCUGCCAGUUACAACAGAGAUUGACAGUUUCGCCGGCAUUGAUUAUAGCUUAGUGGAAGCCCCUCGGGCAACAGCCCAGAUGCUGGAGGUGAUGUUUAAGGGUGAAAUCUUUCAUCGUAACCACCGUUCCCCAGUUACCCUCCUUGCUCCAGUCAUGAGCCUUCCUGAGGAACACAACAAAAUGGUCUACUUCGCUCUCUCGGAUUAUGUCUUCAACACGGCCAGCCUGGUUUAUCACAAGGAAGGGUAUCUGAACUUCUCCAUUACAGAUGACAUGAUACCGCCUGACUCUAAUAUCCGACUGACCACCAAGUCCUUCCGACCCUUCGUCCCACGGUUAGCCAGGCUCUACCCCAACAUGAACUUGGAGCUCCAGGGAUCAGUGCCCUCUGCUCCGCUCCUGAACUUCAGCCCUGGGAAUCUGUCUGUGAACCCCUAUAUGGAGAUAGAUGCCUUUGUGCUCCUGCCCAGCUCCAGCAAGGAGCCUGUCUUCCGACUCGGUGUGGCCACUAAUGUGUCCGCCAUCUUGACCUUCAAUUCCAGCAAGAUCACUGGGUUCCUGAAGCCAGGAAAGGUAAAAGUGGAACUGAAAGAAUCCAAAGUUGGACUAUUCAAUGCGGAGCUGUUGGAAGCGCUCCUCAACUACUACAUCCUCAACAACCUCUACCCCAAAUUCAACGAUAAGUUGGACGAAGGCUUCCCCCUUCCUCUGCUGAAGCGUGUUCAGCUCUACGACCUCGGACUCCAGAUCCAUAAGGACUUCCUGUUCUUGGGUGCCAACGUCCAAUACAUGAGAGUUUGAGGACAAGAAAGAUGAAGCUUGGAGGCCACAUCUGGAUCUGUAUGUUGCAUUUCCAGCUGUGCAGCACGUCUCAGAGAUUCUUGAAGAAUGAAGACGUUUCUGCUCUCGGCUCCGGGGGUGAGGUCUGCCUGGCCUCUGCCUCCACGCAUGCAUGCUGUCUCUGAGUCUGGACUUUGCUUUUCCCUCCAGGAGGGACCACCCUCCCCAACUGGCCUGGGAUGUCUUUACAAGCAGGCACUGUAAUUUUUUUUUUUUUUUUUUUUUUUUUUUGCCAUCUGAUCCCCAUGCCUAGCAGAGUGCUGGCACUUAGUAGGUCCUCAAUAAAUAUUUAUUAGAUGAUGA